AUGGAAAUCCUGAUUAUUGGAUUCGAAAGUUUCACUGAUUACAAAAUUCCACUCUUUCUUCUCUUGCUGAUAAUCUACACAUUAACCUGCAUUGAGAACCUCUUGAUCAUCUUUUUGGUUAAUAAAUACCCUCAUCUCCAUUCUCCUAUGUACUUCCUGAUCAGUAAUUUGCUCUUUUGUGAAUUUGUCUAUACUACGAACCUGGUUCCACUGAUGCUGCAUGACUUACUGUUGGGAAGAGGGGUCAUCUCCUUACUUGGUUGUGUUGUCCAAAUUAACGUAUUGGGAGUUUUGUCAGACGUGGCGUCUUUUCUGCUUACAUUAAUGUCAUAUGACAGAUAUUUGGCUAUCUGUAAGCCUCUGAGAUAUUCCGCUCUCAUUCACAAUAGGCUGUGUUUGUAUUUCAUUAUUUUGUUUUGGUUGAUCUCGUUGAUGAUUGUGGCAGGGAUAUCUUACUUUCUGCUUAAUCUGGAAUUUUGUGGCCCUGUGAUCAUCGACCACUUCCAUUGUGACUUCAACAACAUAAAAUCCUCGGCAUGCUCGGACAUAACGUCGUUCGACUUUUUUGUCUUCGUCAUCAGCAUUUCGCUGACAGUUGGACCUUUUGUAUUGAUUGUUUUAUCUUACGCUUUUAUCAUAAACGCAAUUCUCAAGAUAAAGUCCUCAUCGGGACGCCAGAAAGCCUUCUCCACCUGCAGCUCACAUCUCCUGGUGGGGGACUUUGUAUUUUUGCACAGUUUUCAUCUUGUAUGUGGUGCCAAGAGGCAGCUAUUAUUUCCAAGUCUAUAA
This is a messenger RNA of Staurois parvus, 789 nucleotides long. NCBI's taxonomy places the organism in Eukaryota, Metazoa, Chordata, Amphibia, Anura, Ranidae. The record is from the annotation of a GenBank genome assembly.